Messenger RNA from Melospiza georgiana, 10212 nucleotides. RefSeq names its product dedicator of cytokinesis 3 (gene DOCK3). Gene Ontology annotation, molecular function: small GTPase binding; GTPase activator activity; guanyl-nucleotide exchange factor activity. NCBI's taxonomy places the organism in Eukaryota, Metazoa, Chordata, Aves, Passeriformes, Passerellidae. The record is from RefSeq and is a predicted model, not a curated record. Gene Ontology annotation, biological process: small GTPase-mediated signal transduction. Gene Ontology annotation, cellular component: cytoplasm; plasma membrane.
CCCGCCGCGCUCUGCCCGGGGACCGGCGGCCGCGGCCGAGCCAUCCGGCAGCAUGUGGAGUCCCACCGAGGAGGAGAAAUACGGCGUGGUGAUAUGCAGCUUCCGAGGAACUGUUCCGCAGGGCUUGGUCCUGGAACUAGGUGAAACUGUCCAGAUCCUGGAAAAAUGUGAAGGUUGGUACAGAGGUGUUUCCAUUAAGAAGCCAAGUGUCAAGGGAAUUUUUCCUGCGAAUUACAUUCACUUAAAAAAGGCAAUUGUCAGUAACAGAGGGCAAUAUGAAACAGUUGUUCCUCUUGAAGAUUCAGUGGUGACUGAAGUCACAGCGACGCUGCAGGAAUGGGCCGUGCUCUGGAAACAGCUGUAUGUGAAGCAUAAGGUCGAUCUUUUCUACAAGCUGCGGCACGUGAUGAACGAGCUCAUUGACCUCCGCAGGCAGCUGCUCUCGGGCCACCUGACCCAGGAUCAGGUGCGAGAGGUCAAGAGACACCUCACAGUGAGGCUGGACUGGGGCAAUGAACAUUUGGGCCUUGACUUAGUUCCACGGAAGGACUUUGAGGUUGUGGAUUCAGAUCAGAUCAGUGUGUCAGACCUUUAUAAAAUGCAUUUGUCAAGUAGACACAGUGUCCAGCAGAGCACAUCACAGGUGGACACCAUCCGUCAGCGGCACGGGGAAGCCUGCCGGAUGCCAGUGCCUCAUCACUUCUUCCUCAGCCUGAAGAGCUUCACCUACAACACCAUUGGAGAGGACACUGAUGUGUUUUUUUCCUUGUACGAUGUCCGGGAAGGCAAACAGAUCAGUGAGAGGUUCAUGGUGAGGUUAAACAAGAACGGAGGCCCCAGGAACCCGGAGAAGAUCGAUCGAAUGUGUGCGCUUUUCACAGAUCUCAGCAGCAAGGACAUGAAGAGGGAUUUGUACAUAGUUGCCCAUGUAAUCCGAAUAGGCCGCAUGUUGCUCAAUGACUCCAAGAAAGGGCCCCCCCACCUGCACUACCGGCGCCCCUACGGCUGCGCCGUGCUCAGCAUCAUGGACGUGCUCCAGUCCCUCUCAGAAAUCAAGGAGGAAAAGGACUUUGUGCUCAAAGUUUACACGUGUACCAAUGAGAACGAAUGGUGCCAGAUCCAUGAAAACAUCAUCCGCAAGUCCAGCACCAAGUACACAGCCCCCAGCUCCAACUAUGGACUUAUAAUAUCUCUUCAGCUUCUUCGUGGUGACAUGGAGCAGAUCCGAAGGGAAAACCCCAUGAUCUUUAACAGAGGUGUUUCUGUCACCAGGAAGCUGGGAUUUCCUGAUGUUAUAAUGCCAGGUGACAUCAGGAAUGACCUGUACCUGACCCUGGAGAAGGGGGACUUUGAGAGGGGUGGCAAAAGUGUGCAGAAGAACAUCGAGGUGACCAUGUACGUGCUCUAUGCUGAUGGAGAAAUCCUGAAGGACUGCAUCAGCCUGGGCUCGGGCGAGCCGAGCCGCAGCGCGUACCACUCCUUCGUGCUGUACCACAACAACAGCCCGCGCUGGGGCGAGAUCAUCAAACUGCCCAUCCCCAUCGACCGCUUCCGCGGCUCCCACCUGCGCUUCGAGUUCCGCCACUGCUCCACAAAAGACAAGGGAGAAAAGAAACUCUUUGGUUUUGCAUUCACCCCAUUGAUGAGAGAUGAUGGCACGACCUUGUCAGAUGAUAUCCAUGAGCUUUAUGUUUAUAAGUGUGAUGAGAACAGCACGUUCAACAACCACGCGCUCUACCUGGGGCUGCCCUGCUGCAAGGAGGAUUACAACGGCUGCCCCAACAUCCCCUCCAGCCUCAUCUUCCAGCGCAGCACCAAAGAGACCUUCUCAGUCUCCACACAGCUCUCUUCUACCAAACUGACCCAGAAUGUGGAUCUGCUUGCCCUGCUCAAAUGGAAAGCUUACCCAGACCGAGUGAUGGAUAUUCUGGGAAGAUUGAGACAUGUCAGUGGCGAGGAGAUUGUAAAGUUCCUACAAGAUAUUCUGGACACGUUGUUUGUAGUUUUGGAUGACAACACAGAGAAGUAUGGUCUGUUGGUCUUUCAGUCUCUGGUGUUCAUCAUCAACCUGCUCCGUGACAGCAAGUACUUCCACUUCCGCCCCGUGAUGGACACCUACAUCCAGAAGCACUUUGCAGGAGCUCUGGCUUACAAGGAGCUGAUCCGCUGUCUGAAGUGGUACAUGGACCGCUCGGCCGAGCUCGUGCGCCAGGACCACAUCCAGGAGGCAAUGAGGGCCUUGGAAUAUCUUUUCAAGUUCAUUGUCCAAUCUCGGAUCCUUUACUCCAGAGCUACUUGUGGAAUGGAGGAGGAGCAGUUCCGCUCCAGCAUCCAGGAGCUUUUCCAGUCCAUCAGAUUUGUGCUCAGCUUGGACAGCAGGAGCUCUGAGACUCUCAUCUUCACACAGGCUGCCCUGCUGAACUCGUUCCCCGCCAUCUUUGACGAGCUGCUGCAGAUGUUCACGGUGCAGGAGGUGGCGGAGUUCGUGCGGGGCACGCUGGGCAGCAUGCCCAGCACGGUGCACAUCGGCCAGUCCAUGGACGUGGUCAAGCUCCAGUCCAUCGCCCGCACGGUCGACAGCCGCCUCUUCUCCUUCUCAGAGUCCCGGCGCAUCCUGCUGCCUGUGGUCCUUCACCACAUUCACCUUCACCUACGACAGCAGAAGGAGCUGCUUAUCUGCUCUGGGAUCCUCAGUAGUAUCUUCUCCAUAAUCAAGACCAGUUCUUUGGAGGGAGAUGUCGUGGAGGAGGUUGAGAUGAUGGUGGAGAGCCUCCUGGACGUGCUGUUACAAACUCUGCUCACAAUCAUGAGUAAAUCGCAGUCUCAGGAGGCGGUAAGAGGGCAGCGCUGCCCGCAGUGCACAGCAGAAAUCACUGGAGAAUAUGUCUCCUGCCUUUUAUCUUUGCUUCGUCAGAUGUCAGACACUCACUUCCAGCACUUACUGGACAACUUCCAAAGCAAGGAUGAGCUGAAGGAGUUCCUCCUGAAGAUUUUCUGUGUGUUUCGGAACCUGAUGAAGAUGAGUGUCUUUCCUCGAGACUGGAUGGUCAUGAGGUUGCUCACCAGCAAUAUCAUAGUUACAACAGUUCAAUACUUGUCUUCUGCCCUGCAUAAGAAUUUCACAGAAACGGACUUCGAUUUUAAAGUGUGGAACUCUUAUUUCAGCCUGGCAGUUUUGUUUAUAAACCAGCCAAGUCUCCAACUAGAAAAUGCCACACCACCUAAGAGGAAGAAGAUUCUGGAUAAGUAUGGUGAUAUGAGAGUGAUGAUGGCCUAUGAGCUCUUCAGCAUGUGGCAGAACCUGGGUGAGCACAAGAUUCACUUUAUUCCGGGAAUGAUUGGCCCCUUUCUGGGUGUUACCCUCGUUCCACAACCAGAAGUCCGGAAUAUCAUGAUCCCCAUCUUCCAUGACAUGAUGGACUGGGAGCAGAGGAAGAAUGGCAACUUCAAACAGGUGGAGGCCGAGCUGAUCGAUAAGCUGGACAGCCUGGUGUCUGAAGGAAAAGGUGAUGAGAACUACAGGGAACUCUUCAGCCUGCUAACCCAACUCUUUGGGCCUUAUCCCAGUUUGCUGGAGAAGAUUGAGCAGGAGACUUGGCGGGAGACUGGGAUCUCCUUUGUCACAUCUGUCACUCGGCUCAUGGAGCGUCUGCUCGACUACAGGGACUGUAUGAAAGGAGAUGAAACAGAAAAUAAGAAGAUUGGCUGCACUGUUAACCUAAUGAAUUUCUACAAAUCUGAAAUUAACAAGGAGGAGAUGUACAUCCGCUACAUCCACAAGCUGUGUGACAUGCACCUGCAGGCUGAGAACUACACAGAGGCUGCAUUCACUCUGCUUUUGUACUGUGAGUUGCUUCAGUGGGAGGACAGACCUCUGAGAGAGUUCCUGCAUUACCCAUCUCAGUCAGAGUGGCAACGUAAGGAAGGUCUGUGCCGUAAGAUUAUCCAUUACUUCAACAAAGGGAAGAGCUGGGAGUUCGGCAUCCCGCUGUGCCGAGAGCUGGCCAUCCAGUACGAGAGCCUCUACGACUACCAGAGCCUCAGCUGGAUCCGGAAAAUGGAAGCUACCUAUUAUGAUAAUAUCAUGGAACAGCAGCGCUUAGAACCGGAGUUUUUCAGAGUUGGUUUUUAUGGUCGAAAAUUCCCAUUUUUCCUGCGGAACAAAGAAUACGUGUGUCGGGGCCACGACUAUGAGAGGCUGGAAGCCUUCCAGCAGAGGAUGCUGAGCGAGUUCCCCCAGGCCAUCGCCAUGCAGCACCCAAACCACCCCGACGACUCCAUAUUGCAGUGUGAUGCCCAGUAUUUGCAGAUCUAUGCAGUGACUCCCAUCCCAGACAAUAUAGACGUGCUGCAAAUGGACCGUGUCCCCGAUCGCAUCAAGAGCUUUUACCGCGUCAACAACAUCCGCAAGUUCCGCUACGACAGACCCUUCCACAAGGGCCCCAAGGACAAGGAGAACGAGUUUAAGAGCUUGUGGAUUGAACGCACCACUCUGACCCUGACUCACAGUUUGCCUGGGAUCUCUCGCUGGUUUGAAGUGGAGAGAAGAGAACUGGUUGAAGUAAGUCCUUUGGAAAAUGCCAUUCAAGUGGUUGAGAACAAAAACCAGGAGCUGAGGACACUGAUAAGCCAGUACCAGCAUAAACAAAUGCAUGGCAACAUUAAUCUUCUCAGCAUGUGUCUGAACGGAGUGAUUGAUGCCGCCGUUAACGGGGGAAUUGCGCGGUACCAGGAGGCCUUUUUUGAUAAGGAUUAUAUCACAAAGCACCCCGGAGACGCAGAGAAGAUCACCCAGCUCAAGGAACUCAUGCAGGAACAGGUCCAUGUCCUAGGAGUGGGUCUGGCAGUCCAUGAGAAAUUUGUACACCCCGAAAUGCGUCCCCUGCAUAAGAAACUGAUAGAUCAGUUCCAGAUGAUGCGAUCCAGUCUGUACCAUGAGCUGCCUGGUUUGGAUAAGCUGAGCCCGGCCUGUUCUGGCUCCAGCACCCCCCGCAGCAACGUGCUGGUGUCACACGGCCCCAUGAGCCCAGAGAGCAUCAAGCUGGUGCACAGACACAGCCCACUGAACAUGCUUGGUUCAGUCCGACACUCCUCAUCCUCUCUGUCGUCACACACCUCCAGUGAAACAGGAAACCUGGUUAUCCUGACAGACAGCUCUGUGGGGGAGACUGCUGAGGAUAUGUACCACAUGCAGGCUAGUCCUUCCACCUCCAGCCUGAGCUCCACUCACUCGGCCCCAUCGCAGAUGAUUAACUCUGCCCCUUCCAGUGCUCGAGCGCUGGUGAAAGGUGCUGGAUUGACACCCCUGGAGGCUGAAGCCCUCUAUUUCCCCACAGAGCAGAUACAGCAUGGGCGGCAGCUGUGCAAGUUCCCCCACGCUGCCCCCCCCCAUGUGCCUCAUCUCUGUCCUGGAGGGACCACCUCUAGAGGCUCUCCCUCUCUACCAGAUAAGUACCGCCACUCCCGGGAGAUGAUGAUGCUGCUGCCAGCGCACCGGGACCGACCGAGCAGCGCCAUGUACCCCGCAGCCAUCAUGGAAAACGGACAGCCUCCAAACUUCCAGCGCGCCUUGAUCCAGCAGAUGAUUGGACCGUGCAAACCUUGCAGUGACCCCAACCUGUCAGUGGCUGAGAAAGGCCACUACUCACUGCACUUUGAUGCCUUCCACCACCAGCUCAGUGAUGCUCCUCCGGCACUGCCCGCACGAACGUUGCGCAAGUCUCCUCUUCAUCCUAUCCCUGCAUCGCCCACCAGUCCGCAGUCUGGGCUAGAUGGCAGUAACUCCACUUUAUCGGGCAGUGCCAGCAGUGGUGUCUCUUCCUUGAGCGAGAGCAAUUUUGGACAUUCUUCUGAACCACCUCCUCGCACAGACACCAUGGAUUCCGUGCCCAGCCAGGCCUGGAACACUGACGAAGAUCUAGAGACACCCUACCUCCCUGUCAGGUACAGUCUCUCUGAGCCUGAUGUCCUGGAGUCGCUCAAAUCCCAGCCAUGCCGAAGCCACUCUGCUCCAACUGGAGUCAUUCCUCAGGACACCAUGGACCCUCCUGCUUUACCCCCCAAACCUUACCACUCCCGGCUGCCAAACAUGGAGAACGAGGAGGGGAUGAUGAUUGAAGAUGAUGACAAACACCGCCCGUUGCAUCGUAAGGUGUCCCAACCGGUGAGUGCUGGAAAGGAAGAGCAGGCCAGGGUGGCGUGGGAGCAUGGCAUCAGCGAGCAGUAGGGACAGCUCCUGGCACGCAGCUGGCAUUGGCAUUCCAGGUCUGGCUACGACAGAGAGCGAGCGGGACUCGGAGAACAGCAAACCGAUUUUCUACUGCCGCAAGGUUGUGUCUGAAGCCCACAAAAGCGAUUGGGCCAGCAUGGCAGGUUGCUGCUUUCCUUUUUAAUUUCUUUUUACGCCUUUCCGUUAUGUUUUUUAACUUUCUGUGCAGUGGACAGUUUAUUCCUUCUGCAGUUUCUUAACCACAUCACACGGCAUAUGAGCCAUAGAGACUUGCAGAAGCUGAAAAAUACAAUUUUAAGUGGAGGGGAAAACGGGGGGAAUGUGGCAAGUUGAUUUUGAACCUGCUUUCCUCCCAGUUCUGAGACGCACAUGAGUAGAAGCAGUUGCACUAGGGACACAUUUCUUUGCUGUACAGAAUUGAAAGCUCAUUGCUGAAAUCAGGGAUUCUAUGAACUGUCAGGCUGGAAGGUGCAUGAGCUGCAGGCAGUGGAAAGAUGGCAAUUCUAAGAAGAAAUUGGCUCUUUUGAGAGCAGGAUUGUACAUAUCUGUGCAGUGAUCUCCCUGCAUUCGUUCAUAGGUGCUGAGGCAAUCUAAAGCAGUGCUGAUGCACUGAUCUCCAAGAUAUCAUUUCCAACAAACUCUGCCUCCUUUGUUUUUUAUGUACUGUUUCAUUUCUUAAAUUUUGCUUUCACUGGCUAAGCCAACCUGCUUUCUCAUGGGAAUCGUGUUAUUCAUCUGUGCUACAGAAUGAGAGGAGGUUGGUGGCUACUGGAGCUACAACCUCAUUGUAGGCCUUUCCCAUGCCCAGCUUUGGGCAGGCUGUUGACACCAGCAUUUCUAUUCCAGAUUAAAACAAAACCAACCAAAUUGAGUUUCUUAUGCCACAAGCUGGUUGCUGACCCAGCCAGUAAAGAAAAGGUGGCUUAAAUGCAUCAUAUCCAACAAUCCUUGCCUCAGGGCUGAACAUCAUAAUUCUCACCAACUUCCAUCACCCAGGAGCUGAGAUUCAUUCCUGUUAACUCAAUAUCCUCAGUCCCUCCCAACAACUCACUGCAGCUGGUGUGCAGAAAGAAUCUCCCGUCUCUCAGAGCAGACAGAAAACACCAAGACUUGAGCAAUGCCUGGUAUCAAGUGUACACCCAGAGUCAGGGACCUUAAAGGCAACCUGUAAAGAACAAGUGUUUGUUUCCUCUUUUGCUUCUUUAGAAUGUGUAGUAAGAGCUGCUGCUCCUCUCUUCUGGAAGGUUGAUUUCUUUUUCCUCUUCUCCUCAGGCAGCAAUACACCCUUUCCCCAUCCCAUAUUUUUUAAUAAUAAGCUCUAGAAAGGACUGAAGAACAUUGUGGGGGAACCAAGCCACACCACACAAACCAGAACUGUGCAGAGCUGAAGACAGUUCAGGCCUAUGAACCCAAAAUAUGCCUUUUAAUCAGUACUUGCACAGUUCAGGAAAAAAAUAUCAGUGGGUAAAAUUGUUCUUUACAUAGAAAAGAUCAUGGUUCUAAGAAGCCUUUUAUUCCUGUUUUCAUACUUAUCAAGAAUUUUUCAGUCAAAAUAGUAUCAAAUAUUUAAUGUUUUUAGACAAACAAGCCACCUUCCUUUCCCUUGCCAUACCCACACACAUUUUAGCCUGCCUUAUAACCCUUUCAGCUGCAGACUGCAAAGCACACUCGUAGGAUGGAAACAGCCCUCCCUCUUUCCUACCACUGAAAAAUCUGAAGCACAUUCAAGUAAGACCUCCACCAUAUAAAUUAGUGCCAGAAACAGGAACAGCACCCAACUUACAUCUUGAAUUCUUGCCUAAUGACUCAGUUUCUCCUGCUAAAAACAGCAUAAAGAAGCAAAAAAGGAUUAUUAUAAAUCUUUUACAGGUCACCUUUAGCACUACCUCUAAAUACAGUGACUGGGCAGAGUACAUGGUUUCUGAACUGGCUAAAGAUGGUCUGGCUGUAUCAAGUCUGGACUCAGCAGUUGUAUGAAGGGGACUUUAAGAGGAUUUGUUUGUUUUCUUUCUCAAGCUCUAGCCCAUGCAAAACUACUAAGUUAUAGAUUUGUUUCUUAAAUGGCCUAUUUGGCUGGAACAAAAUCUCUCUUGCUUCCUCUAUUUUGUUACUAACACAGGCUGCUUGUAAUCAUUAUAUCCUUCACAAUUUAAACAAUGAUAAUAAAAUCUGGCCCAUAGUGGAUGUUUCAUCUUUAGCAGGAAGGAGAGUUUUCCAAUGCUAGGAUAGUCCUCAAUGUUAACAAACCAAGCUGAUCUCUGGUAUAGAACAAAUGCAGGAAAACAACUGAUGUUUUCAGUAAAGGUAAGUCAAGGUAAUUCCUUAGAAAAGGGUGAAAUGUUUUCAUAUAUGCUAUCCUCCAAUCCCACUGAGACUCUUCCAGUGAAUUUCUUCAAAGAACUAAGUUUUACUUCCAUCUCCCUUGCCCCAGCCUCUUUUUUUUUCCUGGCAGCAAGACUAAAAGUAGUAAAUGUAGUGACUUACCGAGCUUCCUUAAUGUGAAAAACCAGCAGGUCUUGCAAAUAAAACUUUGCAGAACCAAGAAUGCAAUUACCAUGGGACUGAGUCCCAGGCAGCUGGAAAACCUGCCCACCAGAUCUCUAAUCAGUCUCUGAAAAUGCAUCAUCCUGCUCUGAUUAGAGACCUGGUACAACAGCAGUGAGUCCAACUGGGGAGUCUGGCUUCCCUAUAUAUUUGCAAGAGUUUGAAGAUCAAUCAGGUGAUGUGUACAAAUACCUAAUUUAUGGCAGGUCCACAUAAAGAAUGGUGGAAUAAAUUGCUGAAUUUACCAAAUUUAAGCCUCUCUGGAGUUAAAUUUCUGUUAUUGUUCUGAUAUCUACCAAGUAUUCUGUCUCCCUUUUCAGUGUUUGCCUUAAAGGGAGCAGAAGAUAGAAAGACUAUUAAUUGAGAUUUUGUGAAUCUUGGAACUAACAUUGCCUGGAACUACUAUUUCUCUGUAGGGUGAGGUGUCUUUUAGCAUAGUACAACUCCAACAUCAAGCUCAGUCCUGGAGUAGGUGGAAGCAACAGCAGUUGUUGCACUUGCCCAACAGGAUUUGAAGAUUCCUUGUAUAAAACACAGCAAGAGGAUGUUUUGAACAGGACCUUGACUUUCUAUACCUAACUCUAAUUCAACCUCAGUGUACUUGCCUUCAUUGGGUUUUCUUUGCAUAAGAAAAUAGCAUGUGCAUUCCUGAGAAAAUUGGUGGAAUUCUGCUAUAAAUCUCUCCAUCAUCAGUGUACCUGCUGGCCCCAUUUGAAACAAAAUUGAGACGGAGCUACAGUGGUAGAAGAAAAGCAAUUCAAACAAUUUCUCUGAAUCCUACUUUUUUUUCCAAUUGUUGGAUUGGUUUUAUUGCUGUAUGCAAGACUCAGAUCCUUUUUCGUAUUUUCCUCUGUUUGGUUUUUAGCUUAUUUACCCUUUUUUAGGUAAGGGAUAUUGCAUAUCCCUUCUGUGGAGUAUCAGCCAAAACUGGGGAGGCUGGAGAGAGCAAGAGCCUUUGGGAAACAAAUUAUGUGAUAUUUAAAAUUUCCUCUGGUCAUGCUUCUUUGUAAAUACCCCCAUUUGAAUGCUGUGUAUUUGUACAGGAAAUUGAGCAAAAAAUGUAUAGAUUGUGAUGUCUGACUGGUAUUCUGCCCUGUAAAUGUGUUUUUAACCUCUGGCAUUCUGUGCUUAUUUAAAAAAAAAAAAAAGGCAAAAACCUCUAACCACUUCUCUUUUGUGUAUUCAUGUUUAAAAUAAAAUGAAAACAGCUAUCUUAUCUAUAAUGGAAAUCAAAUUCAAAAGGAAAAAAUUAAUUUGUACAAGUGUCCUAAAGGUACUUCAUUGUAUAUAUUGUGAUAGCAUGUUUCCAGAACCAACAAAUAAGUGGUGUGAAUUUUAGAUGUAAAUAUCUGCCGUUUGUUUUGGGUUCCUUUCCCUUCCCCAUUCACUCGACUGCUGUGAUGUGGAAUUAAAGAUUAAUACCUGACAUUAAAACAGUA